Molecule: messenger RNA, 2088 nt
Organism: Klebsormidium nitens
Lineage: Eukaryota; Viridiplantae; Streptophyta; Klebsormidiophyceae; Klebsormidiales; Klebsormidiaceae
Source: the annotation of a GenBank genome assembly
AUGGACAAGCCCAUAAAGCUGCGGACCAACAAGCUUAUAGCUGCAGCUGGCUCUGCAUCUGGGGCCAUCGUCUGGGCGCGCCCUGCAGACCGCAGCAGGCCGAAUGGAAACUGGGUUGCCAGCAAGUACUAUGCUUCCACUGUUGACCCAGAUAAAAUCAAACCCUCAGAUGCCAGCGAUGCCACUACUGAGCUACUGCUCUACCGGUACACCAACCACUUCCUGGAGGAUGGUGCAACGCCUCAUGUUUGCCAGAUGUUCGAGCAUCUCCGUCACCCCAAUGCAAAGGCCAACUUAGCCAAUCCCAACGUGAUCAACGUCAUUAAAAGAAAGAGUAGACAGGCUGCUGCGGCUGUACAGUCUGGCAAAGAGUACAUGAUCCUGCCAACCUUUUUCAAGCCUGGGGCAAUCAGCCUGGUGGACGCCCUGUUCCCAAGCGAUGGCAGCCCUGCAUUGUUGAGCGAGAGGCAGCUUGCCAUGGUCAUCUUCCAGGUCCUUUACACGAUUGAGUGCAUGGUAAGAACCGGCAUCAUGCAUCUGGACCUUCACCUGGGCAACGUCAUGCUGUAUCCAGAGCCGGCCGACGAUACCAAGGUGCGGGCUUACGAGUAUGUGAGCUGGGACCUUCGCAGGGAGCUGGACGCUCACGUCGAUGCACACAAGUUCCUUCUCCACCUCCUAACGACAUCAGGUAUCCCAAGACAGACAAGGAGGGGAACGUUUGUCGUCCAUGAUGCCUAUGAGUGGGGCCGCUCACCCGCUGGCUUCUCUCCAGUGAGAAAGUGGGUACAGAUCUCGCAGCUAUUGAAAAGGUGGACAAGCUUUGAUUCUUUCAAUGCCUGCUCCGAACGGACGUUCAACCUCGCAAGUGCUCUUCCGCAGCAGGUCGCAGCAGCCCUCCAGAGAGACCCAAGGCGUUCCCAGACGUUUGAUGCUCAGAUCCACACGACAUACUCCUCAUGCUUCCACUACAACUACCCCAUCUCGUUGUCCAACGAGGUCGACCCGUCAGCGUUGAGGUCAAAGUGUGUGUUUCCAAGAUCCAGCAAGAUCGACCUUUCCCGGGCAGGCGCAGGGAGUGCAAAUGACGUUCUCCAAGAGUAUGCAAAGUACAACAUCGUCGAUAUGGUCGAUCUUGCAGGGCGCACCGUAGUAGAGGCGUACAGCAUACAGAGGCUCUUUGAGGCCCCCGCGAGCCCACUCCCUGGCUCCGGCAAGGUCUGCCCUCAGCCGAAACUUGCGGGCCCCCCGCUGCAGAUGAACAUCAGAAACGCUCAGGUGCGGUCCAACAACAACGGGGUGACGGAUAUGGACGUGGAUGAACCAAACCCGGUAGUUCCGCAGCUUAACCUGGACGCAGGGGAGAGGAACGAAGCCAUCCCUAUGUCUAUCGUAGGUACAGGGAAGACGACACUGAUCACCGAUAUCCUGUAUCGCAAGCGCGAAAUACCGGCAGGGCUCGUGAUGUCGGGGACGGAAGACGGGAACAGCUACUACCGUCAGUUCAUUCCGGACACUUUUAUCUAUGGAGCAUAUGACGAAGACGUCGUACAGAAGCUCAUUGCCCGCCAGAAGAACCUGAAGCGCUUGAAUGCAAAGCACUCGGAGUGCUUCCUUCUCCUCGACGAUUGCCUCUUCAACCCCAAGAUACUAAAGGGUGAUACGAUGCGCUUCCUGUUCAUGAAUGGGAGGCACUUCAACAUCACACUCAUCCUUGCGGCACAAUGGGUGAUGGACAUCCCAGCUGCAAUCCGUGCCAACAGCGACUACGUGUUUGUUUUCAAUGACCCGAUAGUGAACAACCGCAAGCGCUUCUACGAGCACUACUUUGGGGUCUUCAGGUCGUUUCAGCAGUUUGAGGCUGUCUACAAGGCAUGCACUUCAGACUUUGAGUGCAUGGUUCUGGACAACACUCUGCAAUCUUCCAACCCGGAAGACUGCAUCUUCUGGUACAAAGCACAGAUCCACAAGCCUUUCAAGCUCGGUGCGCCCGAAUACUGGUCAUUCCAUAAAAAGUGCUACGGCCAGGAGGAAGACAAGUCCUCUAUCACAGAGGUGAACGGAGUGAGAAUCCGAAAGUCCAAGUGA